Molecule: messenger RNA, 2816 nt
Organism: Marchantia polymorpha subsp. ruderalis
Lineage: Eukaryota; Viridiplantae; Streptophyta; Marchantiopsida; Marchantiales; Marchantiaceae
Source: the annotation of a GenBank genome assembly
CAAAAGAUGGCAAGACUUAAUCAACGCCAAUGGGAAUCGAUUUGGUAGGAACAUGUUGUUUGUUUGUGUCCAAGGUUACACAACUGUCACUAGCAAACAGUUGUUUUUUUAUCUCAAGGUUGAUAUUAAUCCGUCCUGAGUCUGUCCCUGCGUGACGAUGGGCCACUGAUCUUAUGUCGACAGAAGAAAGCCAAAACAUUGCAAUUGGGCUUCUGCUGGAUUAAAAAUUCGGAGGAUGUAAAAGUGCAAAGAGCACCUGAAUUUCCGGCUCGCAUCAGCAUCAGCAGCUUCGUUUACCAUACUGCCUAGGAGCAUCAGCGCAUCUCCACUUUACAUGUUCAGCAGAAGAGAACGAGGUCUUUGUACUUCAGAAUCUCCUACUCGUAGACUCAAACUUGCUCCUUGUCUGUUUUCUCGUGAUGGCGAGAGUACACCGGAAUCGUACCACAUAAGGACAUGGAGAACCAGCCGAACGACGCAAGCAGGACUCAGCCCUGUAAUUUUUAUGAAGGCAUGAUAGCCCGACUUUUCCUGCACUCUGAACUGUGCUUCGGUUGGUGGGGCUGUUACAUGUUUGGACUGUGGACACAAAGAAUGCGGGCAUACUUAUGCAAUCAAAACUAUCUUUGCGUUUGCAAUAAUUCUUAACCACCUUGAUGAUCACCAAAUCCUCGUCCAGGAUGCAAAAACAGAUGUCCUUCAGUUCUCUGCUGCUGGAUCGCCUCGAUUCGAAUACUACUUUCGGUCUAGACAAAAAAAACCUCUUUGGAAGAGGAGGAAACGUGCUCCGAAUGAAUAUUUGGCAAGCUUGACCGUGAUUUUUAUAAAGGUCUUUGCAGACUAGAUCAACGAAACCACGUACCCACACUGGGGAACAUUUACCAAGUUGUCACUCGCAAGGAAACUUUCUGUGCUUCGGUGGUUGAAGCAGGUACUUGCAUGUGUAUACUCUGAUUCGCGAGUUCCACAAAAGUUAUUCGAGCGCAUGAAAUGAUUUCUUGUCGAUGGCGCAGACGCUGAAUCAGUCUUCGACCCACAUACUUUUCGGGCUAAAAGAAGGAUGGAACAGAACAUACGGGACCAAAACUUUCUGUGUGUCUCGUCGACUCACCAGUUCAGCUCUUCGAAAGAGAGAAGCCCACUCCACGUCACUCACUCGCUCGCUCGCUCGCUGCAUCGGCGAGUGCAGAAAGAGCUCAGAGCAAAAAUGGCCGGACAUGGAACUGGACUUCGCCCCAUAUCUAGACCACAAUUAUUGCCCGUCGCAUUUUUGACCAAACUACUGACCGUGUGCUACAACGGAGUCCACCUAACGCAGUACCAGGUAUCUAUCACACAACGACAGCAACAGCAACAAUUAAAUUGAUCAUUGGCUGUGACAUGUCGUGAUGAGCGCCCCAACUGCAAGCUCGAGCAAUACCCAGGCCCAUCUCGUACUCUCCUCCGGUCAGGUCAAGCGGCCGUGGUAGGGGUGGAGGUGACGGAGCAGGUUGACUUUCUUUUGAAGAGCACUGUAAGCCGCGGUUUAGUGAAUCGUACUGGCUCACGAUGAGCCUUAUAUUCCUCGGGGCUUGCGCUUCAAGAACUUCUGACCGGAGACCGGCUGAUCCAACCACCGGCAACUGGCCUGUUUCCACUAAGCCACGAAGCCUCCGCGUGCUUCGUCCACAGCUUCCCUCCCCGUCCUUUCCUUCCCCUUCUUCCCCCUUCCUGGCCCCGCUUCCCCAAAUGUCAUUCUGUCACUCUCGCGGUUGCAGACUUUUCUCGAUUCCCCAUCCUCCGCCGUCUCCAUCCAUCCAUCCAUCCGUCCAUCCGUCCGUCCGUCCGAUCCGUCCAGACGAGGCGCCCAGGAGCCAGCCCCCAGCGUCAGAGGGUGCUUCGAUGGCGUUCAGAAUGUUGGGGGGCAGAGCUCACGGCACGAUGGGAGAUGGUGGCCAUAAUUGUUGCGCUGCUGGGCUCAGUCACGGUGACGAUCGAGCGCUUUUCUGCGCUCGCGGCGGCGAAGACGUUUGCGAGAAUGGAUGAUCAGCGAUCGCGAGUCGUCGUCAUUUGAGGGAAUUUUAUCGAAUAGUUGGGCUGUUCAGCUCGUUUAUGCCUCAGGACUCGAUCGAGAACCCCGGAAAAAUUCCUCACUCUGUUUCUCUCAUACAUCACGGAUUCGAACUCCGCGCAGAUGAGCCAGUUUUCUUCGUGGACUCGAUCUGAAACGAUCCACUUCCCCGACCCGGAAUGACGCAAUUCGCUGUUGCUGGACUCGACCGACCAUCCGAAUGCCGACUCGAACGGAGUCCUGCACAGGGGCAGGAAUCCACGAGAGCCCGUCAGAUGUAACCAAAGAAUCAAUAAACCCAUGAGCUGCUGGGCUGGUCCUAGCUGGCAAGCCGAGAACGAGAGCGCUUCUUCGCCCACACGACCUCCUGAUUCGCGCAUGGACUUUCGGGGGAGGGGGGGCUAUGAGAUGUUCCCCCGUCGCAGAUCCUCGCUCCUCUGUUCUAUAAACUCUGGGCAGGCCGGGGACACGUGCCUCGCGGUAACGUAUGCUAGUGACUCCGGCAAUGACCGGCCGGGCAUUCGUACCGGGUUCGUACUCCGCAGUACGCAUUGAGCAUGGAGCAUUGAUGAGCGCUCCUUGUGACGAGUUAGAACCCACCGGCCCCGAGAGCCCCGUCUCCACAACCAGCUGGUGGAUGGUGGAGUUGGCCACAGCAUACAGUGAGAAGGAAAGUGAGAAUAAAGCAGCGCUCGCUCUGUUGACUAUCGGACAUGAUCGACGAUGUCCAAAGCCUGGGCAGAUCCAGACCACCAGCACGAGCUGC